CUCCACUUUUCCCCCCUCCUCUCACUGCGCUCCCACCCCUCCGCCGCUCUCGCGACGUCGGGACUCCUCGGGCGCGCCGCCCGCCGCCGAGGCUUCCCUUCCAUACCGCAUUGCCGCCGGUUAACUUGUGAGUUGUGACGCUGACGACUUGAGGCCAAGGCGAAUUUCAAACAGAAAUCGGCUGCGGGGACAAGAUAUGUAGGGACUCUCUAGCAGAUAGAUGCCAUAUUAUACAGUUCUGUUUAUUAUGGAGACUCGACCAUUCAAGCUACCGAUUACUGUUCUCCUAUGCUGAAAGUAUAGGGGUGGAUCGACCAAGUGCUGGUAUUUGAAGGAUGUUUUAGGGAGUACGAACUAAAAGGAAAUCCUUGGUAUAACUUGGUAAUUUAUCUGCUAAAUUUCUUAUCGAGGGACAUGUUGCAAGAAUUAUCCAAUGAUUCUCUAUAGUUGCUACGAAACAAGGGAGAAGGCAACAGAAUCUUAACUGAUGCAAUACCUGAUGAUGACAUUCAUAUUCGAUUGCCUGUGAAAGCUUCACCCAAGGAGUAAAGGAUUCAAGCCAGCUUCCCUGUCUUAUCUGUGAUAUUGGAGCUGGCAUUGUCACUGUCCUCUUCAUUAAGUACUGCCAGAUAACAGAUGGGUUCAAAAAGCUUAUUAUUGUCAUCAAUACAUGGACAAACUGUGGGACAAGCAUCAGGAGGUUAUUCAUGCGCUGAGAAGUACGAUUGGCAAAACUUAUCCCUUCAUCAAAGUGAUCAAGCAGCAAGGGAGCAACUUGAUCAUGAUGCAACCCUGCACUGCCCUCUGGAUAUGCCUAGCCGGGUAGAAGAUUCUGUGACUGCUAAUGAAAUUUCACAUCCGCCUAGAGGUUCUUAUGAUUUGCAUAGAACUCGGGGAGAAAUUGUGAACUAUAGAUAUUGUAACUGUGAUACAUGUGGUGUAACGAGGUUGGGGGAAUAUACUACAUCACAUGGUCAUGGACGUUCUGAGAUUCAUGGCCCAGGAAAUGGAGUAAGUGGACAAUGCCACCUAUCUUCUUGUUCUUAUGGUGGAUGCCAUGGUAAAGAUCAUGCUUGUGUCAGCAAUACAUCGAAACAGGCUAGGUGCAGCAUUGCAACUGCACUUGAUCCCAUCAGAUCUUACCGGACCAACAGAAGCCCUUCCUUUGGUCAUGGUCAUCAUGGUGCAAAAGGAGCUCACAGACAAAUAUGUCAAGCAAGAAGUUGUAGGAAGAAUUUUUCUGCUAACCAGGGAAGUAGCAGUCAGAAUAGACACUAUCGUGAUGAUAGAUAUCUUCCAAGUAAACAUGACUUCCUGGAUGGUCAUUUUUCUGAGAUAGAUGCAGAAAUGCAUCGCUCUUAUAUGCACAGAUUUCACUCUCCUAGUAAUCAUAAGGGACACUCUUGGAAGGAUGCUACAUUAAAUAUUCCUGUUCACACCUCACAUGGUCGAUCGUGUCAAAGAGAUGAAGAAGAAAGAUCUCACCCGAAGAGACAAGUUAAUGAAUUUCGUUCCCUUCACCAUGAGCAACUUGAGCUCGCUCCCAAUGAAAAAUUUCAUGAAUGCUUGGAUAGCCAUCGGUAUUUCAGAAAUGCUUAUAAUGGCAAGAUGGUAAAAAGGAAAUUUAUAAAACAGGGUUUCCAUGAAAGCACUUACAACGGUGCUGGUGCUAGUAAAUAUGAGAGAAACAGUAGCCAGAAAAGGAAGGCAGGUCAUUUGGGUGGAAAGAAAGCUAGGAAUAAUGUGGCUUAUGAGGAUAAAUCUAAAAGACUUCGCUGGCCCAGUGAAAAGGACCAGAAACAACAGGUUGAGACUGACAAGAGGAGAAAUGGUAGUCUGGAGGGAAACGCUGUAAUAACCAAGUUUGUGGGUCGAGACGGAGGAAAAGGGAAUUGCAAUCCAAAGCAGGAUGCUACAGCUGCUGCUGCGAUUGGCUCAACAAAGUGUGAUGAGAACGCAAACAUGUUAAGUCCCAAGUGCAGCAAAACUGUCGCUUCACUGAACACACCGAAACUGAGUGAAGGAAGUAGUGACAUGGAUCUAGAAUCUGACAAGCAGUCUGAUGUCGAUGGUUGCACUGAAAGAGGUAUACUACAGCAUCUUCCAGUCACCCAUACAGAGAGGAAUGUGGAACUGAAAGAAUCAGAUAAUCUUUCUCAGUCUGAGUCACUACACCAAGAUUGUUUGAUCCUUUGGAGAGCAAGACAAUUAAGAAAGGCUAAUGCUGCUAAGGCUGACAAAAUUGUAAAAGCAGAUCAACGACAAGCUGGACAAAGAAGAAAGGUGUCAACUGGCAGAAGAGUGAGCAAUGGAAGACCUGCUGCUUUUGCUACCUCAGAAAGUGAUAAUGAAGAUGACAGUGCAUUGGGGUGUUCUGAUCAAUUUAGUAGUGCAACAUCAUCUGAUGGGCUACAAAAGUGUGGUGAUGGAAGAGCUAACAAAAAGUUAGAGAGGCCCCUCAAAUUCCCUAGUAACAGUAAAUGCAACAAAAUCCCUCAAAACGCAACUGCUGAGAAAGGACUGGAGUGUAGUCUCAAGCUUCCGCCAGAAGCAAAUCCUCUUGAACUUGCGCAGCAGAAAGAAAAGGAAAAAAUUCUUAACAGGAGGCAAUUAUCGACUGAUCAUCCAGAUGCCAUUGUGCAUGGUGGUUUGAAUGGUUGUUCUGACACUAGUAUGGUGGAUGAAGCUGCUGUUUCUCAUUGUGACAAUCGUGCACAUCAGAAUAUUUCUCAUCAGGAGACAAAUAAUGGUGACAGAAGGAAAGAGAAACUAGGUGUAAAAUGUGAAAAGAGAGCAGAAGGCCAUGGUGUCAAAUGGGCUCAACAAUCUACUAGUUUGUAUACUGAGCCUACAUUGCUGGACCAAGAGACUAUUGCUCGUUGCUCAAUGCAUGGAAAUUUGAAGGUAAAUGCACUAGAGACUCCAAAUCAUGAGAGUGGAAGUACUCCAUUGCAUGGUCAUAUACUGGAUGGAAGAACUGCAAACAUAUGCCAAAAGAAGCAAGUCAAUAGGUCCAGUGGAAGUUACUGUAGAUAUUUCAAAAAUUGGUUAGAUGGAAAUGAUCAUAUAGAUAACCAACAGGAAGCCAUGGAUCGUAAUCUUUUGAGAAAGAAGCAAGUAUGUUCAGUGCUGGCAGGCCCUGAAAAUGAGUUGAACGAGAAUGAUACAAAGGACUGUGAACCUCAAGCUCUUGGUGUUGAGAAUACAUCAAAUCGACAGAUAACCACUGAGGAUUGUACUUCUAACACAACACAUUCUGGUGCUGCUAAACAGGGUGAUUGGAUCCCACGUUCUUGUAUACCAGACUUAAAUUACUCGCCUAGUAUGCUCAGCGAUGAAGAUUUUGUGGCACCUGAGGAACCGGUUUGCCAGGUAACUGCAGGCGGUUUCGAACCUCAGGAUGUUACCAAGAGUCCUUCAGCUUUGUUGACUGGACCAAUUGUAAAGGAACAACAGUAUGAGCAAGCAAAGGAACAGCAGUGUAGGCAACCUGAGGCAACUCAAAUCAUCAGUGAUGUCUGCAAAAAGGAGGGCACCUCUGAAGUGGUCGCUCAGUUGGAGAUCUCUGAAUCUAAUAACGGGCGUCCACAGCGAAGCGCAGUCGAAGAGAGCAGCGUGCCAACAGAUGCAUUCAUGUGUGCCCUGUAUGAGUUUGUCAAAAAUUUCUUAAAGCCUCUGUGGGAAAACGGGCUUGUUUCCCGGGAAGUCCACAAGAUCGUAGUGAAGAAGGCUGUGGAAAAAGUGGCUGGCGCUUGGGCCUCGAAUGCUCCCUCGACAGAACCGGCAAUCUCAAGGAUCCUGUCCGACGAAGCUAAAAAUAUAGAGAGGCUUGUUCAGGGGUACCUGAAUAUGUACGUGGGAAGAGAAGUUCUUAAGAGUUGUCCCUGGUGGUGUCUGAGCGGUCCAGCGAAACGCAAUGCAAGUCGCUCCAUGCGUUCAGGAGGGUGUGAAGCUUGCGACGCCGCUGCGAAGCGACCAUGGUCAAUGGAAGGGAAAAACAAUUAAGUUAUGAGAACUUCAAACGUGUUACCUUCUCUCCUCGUGAUGAGCCAUCUUGGAACUCUGUCUACUCUCACAACUGGGCACCUGUUGAAUCUUAACACAUCAUCAUUGCGGCGGCUAUGGACCAUGUAUAAGUUAAGCAAAUGUUUAUGAAUGUGUAUUAUUAUUAUAUACUUA
Messenger RNA from Panicum hallii, 4179 nucleotides. RefSeq lists its product as uncharacterized. The record is from RefSeq and is a predicted model, not a curated record. The transcript is spliced from 9 exons. Bases 637 to 4005 code for a protein of 1122 amino acids. NCBI's taxonomy places the organism in Eukaryota, Viridiplantae, Streptophyta, Magnoliopsida, Poales, Poaceae.